UGUCAAUGAUGUGCUCACAGCUAUAGAUCAUGUUAUCAACAUGGGACUUGCUGACCCAUCUAAAAUCACUGUGCUUGGUGGUUCUCAUGGUGGCUUUUUGACCUCCCAUUUGAUUGGUCAGGCACCAGAUAAAUUUGUUGCUGCGGCUGUGAGGAAUCCUGUUUGUAACAUUGCAUCAAUGGUCGGUACAACAGAUAUUCCUGAUUGGUGUUAUUUUGAAGCCUAUGGCACUAAGGGGAAAAGUAUCUAUACAGAAGCACCCUCAGCUGAGCACCUGAGUCACUUUUUCAGCAUGUCUCCUAUAGCACACCUUUCAAAGGUUAAAACACCAACUUUGUUUCUUUUAGGUGCUCAAGAUCUCCGGGUUCCAGUUUCUAAUGGCUUGCAAGUAAGUUAUUCUGUUUCCCAUUAGAAAAUGAUAUAACGA
This is a messenger RNA of Carica papaya (papaya), 427 nucleotides long. Lineage: Eukaryota; Viridiplantae; Streptophyta; Magnoliopsida; Brassicales; Caricaceae. The record is from RefSeq and is a predicted model, not a curated record.